Messenger RNA from Mauremys reevesii (Reeves's turtle), 5101 nucleotides. It is a transcript of the gene CADPS2, whose product is annotated as calcium dependent secretion activator 2. Lineage: Eukaryota; Metazoa; Chordata; Testudines; Geoemydidae. The record is from RefSeq and is a predicted model, not a curated record. Gene Ontology annotation, cellular component: glutamatergic synapse. Gene Ontology annotation, biological process: synaptic vesicle exocytosis; dense core granule exocytosis; positive regulation of exocytosis. The coding region runs from base 298 to 4314 and encodes 1338 amino acids. The transcript has 31 exons.
CGCUCCACGUGUUGCUUGUUGUGGGCGCUACAGGUUCCCCACCUGCGCGGCGCGGCGGCCGCCGGCGGGCGGAGCCCGUCCCCGUCGCUCGGGGAGAAGUGACAGGCUGGCCGGGGCUCUGAUAGGAGCCGGCCGGAGCAAUUCCCAAGGCAACCCAAGCUCGACCCCCUUCCCAGGCCCCGCCCCCUCCCUGGCGGCUGCCGCGGGUAGGAACUAGUCGGUGUGUAAAACUCGACGUGUCCGGAAAGGUGCGCGCCGCUUUCCCUUUCGCUCCGCGCCCGCCCGCCCGCCGGCACCAUGCUGGACCCGUCCUCCAGCGAAGAGGAGUCCGACGAGGUGCUGGAAGAGGAGAAGGGGGAGGUGCUGCUGGUGGCGCCCGGGGGCUGCAGCGGCAGCUCGCCGCGAGUCCUGCCGGCUCCUAACCGGGAGCCCCGCGCGAGGGAGCCGGGGCGCCAGGGCAGCGGCCCCGCCAGACCGGCGAGCCCCAGCCCCUCGGUGCUGAGCGAGGGCCGGGAGGAGCAGGAGAGGCUGCAGAAAGAGGAGAAGGAGAAGCGGCUCCGGCUGCAGCUGUAUGUGUUCAUAGUGAGGUGCAUCGCGUACCCGUUCAACGCCAAGCAGCCCACCGACAUGGCCCGCAGGCAGCAGAAGGUCCAGUUGUUCCUUAAGGUCAAGUCCUGCUGCUUUCCUGUUGUGUUCAACCUUUUAAUUAAAACUUCUUUGGAUGUUGUGCCACUGCAAUUUCUCAACAGACAGCAAUUACAGAUCCUUAAGGAGCAUUUCCAGGCCUUCCUGAAUGGAGAGACACAAAUUGUAGCAGAUGAAGCAUUUUGCAAUGCAGUGCGAAGUUAUUAUGAGGUUUUUCUCAAGAGUGACCGAGUUGCCAGAAUGGUUCACUGUGGAGGAUGUUCUGCAAAUGACUUUAGAGAUGUUUUUAAGAAAAACAUAGAAAAAAGGGUCCGAAGUUUGCCAGAGAUUGAUGGAUUAAGCAAAGAGACAGUGUUAAGCUCUUGGAUAGCCAAAUAUGAUGCCAUAUGCAGGGGAGAAGAGGACUUGUGCAAACAGCCCAAUAGAAUGGCAUUAAGUGCUGUAUCGGAACUUAUUCUGAGUAAAGAACAGCUGUAUGAAAUGUUUCAACAGAUUCUAGGGAUCAAAAAAUUGGAACACCAGUUGAUUUAUAAUGCCUGCCAACUGGAUAAUGCAGAUGAACAAGCAGCUCAGAUCCGACGUGAACUAGAUGGACGUCUACAAAUGGCAGAACAAAUGACAAAGGAAAGAAAAUUUCCAAAGUUUGUAGCGAAAGAAAUGGAGAACAUGUUUAUAGAAGAGUUGCGGUCUUCAGUGAAUUUGCUAAUGGCAAAUUUGGAAAGUCUUCCAGUGUCUAAAGGUGGCCCAGAAUUUAAAUUGCAGAAGUUAAAGCGAUCACAGAAUUCUGCUUUCUUGGACAUAGGAGAUGAAAAUGAAAUUCAGCUGUCAAAGUCAGAUGUGGUGCUAUCAUUCACAUUAGAGAUUGUUAUAAUGGAAGUGCAAGGUUUAAAGUCAGUAGCUCCCAAUCGGAUUGUUUACUGCACAAUGGAAGUGGAAGGAGGAGAGAAGCUUCAGACAGAUCAGGCAGAAGCGUCAAGGCCACAAUGGGGAACUCAAGGGGACUUCACCACUACUCACCCUCGGCCUGUUGUCAAAGUAAAACUCUUUACAGAAAGCACUGGGGUCCUAGCCCUUGAAGAUAAAGAAUUAGGAAGGGUUAUAUUAUAUCCAACAUCCAAUAGCUCAAAGUCACCUGAGUUACAUAAAAUGAUAGUCCCCAAAAACAGCCAGGACUCUGACUUGAAGAUUAAACUGGCAGUGAGGAUGGAUAAGCCACCCCAUAUGAAGCAUUGUGGGUAUUUAUAUGCUCUUGGACAGAAGGUUUGGAAAAGAUGGAAAAAACGCUACUUUGUUCUUGUUCAGGUAAGCCAGUACACAUUUGCAAUGUGCAGUUACAGAGAAAAGAAAUCUGAGCCUCAGGAAUUAAUGCAGCUUGAAGGAUACACUGUGGAUUAUACAGCUCCUCACACAGGUCUUCAGGGGGGGCGAAUGUUUUUCAAUGCUGUUAAAGAAGGAGAUACGGUAAUAUUUGCCAGUGAUGAUGACCAGGAUAGAAUACUAUGGGUUCAAGCAAUGUACAGAGCAACAGGCCAGUCAUAUAAACCCAUUCCUGCAAGUCAAGCACAGAAGAUGAAUCCAAAGGGAGGAAAUGUCCACAUGGAAUUAUCACAGCUUUAUGCAGAUCGUGCUCAGAAACAUGGGAUGGAUGAGUGUAUUUCUGCUAAUCCCUGCAAGUUUGACCAUGCUUCCCUCUUUAAAGUACUUCAGAGGCAGACCUUGGAUCAUAGAUUGAAUGAUUCCUAUUCUUGUUUGGGUUGGUUUAGUCCAGGCCAAGUCUUCGUAUUAGAUGAAUACUGUGCUCGUUAUGGUGUGAGAGGCUGUCACCGCCAUCUCUGCUACCUUAAUGAAUUGAUGGACCAUUCAGAAAAUGGUGCUGUCAUUGAUCCAACCUUGCUCCAUUACAGCUUUGCAUUCUGUGCUUCUCAUGUUCAUGGCAAUAGGCCUGAUGGAAUUGGAACAGUCUCGGUUGAAGAGAAAGAAAGGUUUGAGGACACUAAAAACCGACUUUCUUCCCUUUUAGAAAACCAGAUAAGCCACUUCAGAUACUGUUUCCCUUUUGGACGUCCUGAAGGAGCUUUAAAAGCCACGCUUUCAUUACUUGAAAGGGUUUUAAUGAAAGAUAUUGCCACUCCCAUACCAGCAGAAGAGGUGAAGAAAGUGGUUAGAAAAUGUCUGGAGAAAGCUGCCUUGAUCAAUUACAUGCGACUUACAGAAUAUGCCAAAAUAGAAGCAACAGCAGAGAAGGAUCCAGAGACCUUGAAUCAAGCAACUCCUGCUAGAAAGCUGGAAGAGGUUCUUCACCUUGCAGAGCUCUGCAUCGAAGUAUUGCAGCAGAAUGAAGAGCAUCAUGCAGAGGCUUUUGCUUGGUGGCCAGAUUUAUUAGCUGAACACGCAGAGAAAUUUUGGUCUCUCUUUUCUGUUGAUAUGGAUUCAGCACUGGAGGCACAACCUCAAGAUUCCUGGGAUACUUUCCCGCUUUUCCAACUGCUAAAUAACUUCCUAAGAAAUGACAUACUUUUGUGCAAUGGAAAGUUUCACAAGCACUUGCAAGAGAUUUUUGUUCCCUUGGUCGUCCGCUAUGUUGAUCUCAUGGAAUCAUCUAUUGCCCAGUCCAUUCAUAGAGGUCUUGAACAAGAGUCCUGGCAGCCUGUCAAGAGCAUCACCAACAGUCUUCCCAAUGUAGCUCUUCCGAAAGUUCCAAGUUUGCCUCUUAAUCUUCCACAGAUACCUAGCUUUUCUGCACCAACCUGGAUGGCUUCUUUAUAUGAUUCCACCAAUGGUUCAGCUACAUCAGAAGAUCUUUUCUGGAAACUUGAUGCACUGCAGAUGUUUGUUUUCGAUCUGCACUGGCCAGAACCAGAAUUUGCCCAUCAUUUAGAGCAGAGACUUAAACUUAUGGCCAGUGAUAUGAUAGAGGCCUGCGUCAAAAGAACAAGAAUUGCAUUUGAACUCAAGCUGCAAAAGACAAACAAAUCAAUGGACUUGCGCAUUCCUGCGUCUGUGUGUACGAUGUUUAACGUUUUAGUCGAUGCCAAAAAGCAAACUGCUAAACUCUGCAUUCUGGAUGGUGGGCAAGAGUUUGCUGGUCAGUGGCAACAAUACCAUUCAAAAAUAGAUGACUUGAUUGAAGAAACUGUUAAAGAAAUUAUUUCACUUCUCGUUUCAAAGUUUGUUUCAGUGUUAGAAGGUGUGCUGUCUAAACUAUCAAGGUACGAUGAAGGCACAUUCUUCUCAUCAAUACUUUCAUUCACUGUGAAAGCAGCUGCAAAAUAUGUUGAUGUUCCUAAACCAGGAAUGGAUCUAGCAGACACCUACAUUAUGUUUGUUCGGCAAAACCAGGAUAUACUUCGAGAAAAGGUCAAUGAGGAAAUGUAUAUAGAAAAGUUGUUUGAUCAAUGGUACAGCAGCUCCAUGAAAGUCAUAUGUAUGUGGCUGGCUGAUAGAUUAGACCUUCAGCUUCACAUCUACCAGCUGAAGACUCUCAUCAAGAUAGUGAAGAAAACCUACCGAGAUUUCAGAUUGCAGGGUGUGCUGGAAGGAACACUGAACAGUAAAACCUACGAUACUGUUCACAGCCGUCUUACAGUAGAGGAGGCCACAGUCUCCGUCACUGAUGGAGGAGGACUUCAGGGUAUCACCAUGAAAGACAGCGAUGAAGAAGAAGGAUGAUAGUGAGAUAUUUCAUCUAGAAGGUCAACACUAGGUGUUUGUUUUGUAACUUGUCCUUGUAUUUGCAUUUAUAGUUUCGCUUUACAACACUUGAGUACCAAAAAUGUAAUUCAUUCCACUUUUUUAAAUCUGAAAGCAGAAUUAUUGGGAGCAAAAGUGCCAAGAAUUUUUUGAGGACAAUGAUUUUAGCAUAUUUCAAUGUAUAGCUUUGCUUAGAACUGUGAGAAUGUUGGCAUGAAGUUUGAGUUCCACUUGUGAUUAUGUUUCUUUACCUUUUGUUAGAGUUACCAUUUGUUCCUGUAACUCCGCCAUCAAAUAGUGAUGUCCUGUGCAGAAAACAAGAUGUGUGCCUCACAUAAUACACAAUUAUACAGGAAAUCAUUCUUGGAAUAAUUCAGUGCCCUUGUUAAAAAAGUGUGUUUUCAGGAUUACACUUUACAUAUUUUUUUCUUGUUUUGUACUUAAUUUUUCAUUAUUGUGUGAUGUGCAUUAAAAACUUAAAUCUUGGUUCACGGUGCUUUCAGUUUGGUGUAUAAAUAAGAAGACUCCAGGGACUACAAAAUGCACAUAGACUACUUACGAGUGUUGUGUCUUGUUUCCCUACAUUCAUCUCGCAAGUUUAAGGAUAUCUCAUCAUGCUGAAUGUCAGUAAGCUUGCCAUCAGUGUUUCUAUUUCUAUGUGAAAUUUUGCAGGCAAUAAGAACACAUUUUAUCAUGACUGCGUCUGUAUCUAUCCAAGUUUGUAUAGAAUUCUAAAAUUAAACGAUGUUUUCAGUAUUUCAAAUCA